This is a messenger RNA of Phytomonas sp. Hart1, 2403 nucleotides long. NCBI's taxonomy places the organism in Eukaryota, Euglenozoa, Kinetoplastea, Trypanosomatida, Trypanosomatidae. The record is from the annotation of a GenBank genome assembly.
AUGCAUCAGCGUGUUCAGGUUGCCGUUCGUGUACGGCGUACCCCUUCCGGGACAGCGGAUUGCCUUGUUUCGAAUGAGGAACGAGGGUUUAUUUCAGUUCGCGGUACGGAAGUCUACGCGGCUGCCAACACGAGACGCUACCGCUUCGAUGCGUUGUUAGGCCAAGAACUCUCGAACAGGGCGAUUUUCGAACAAUUACUUUUAUCCCAGUUAAAUUCCGCCACGAUUGAACACCCGGAAACACGAUGUUUUUUAGCUUAUGGCCACACCAACAGCGGCAAGACCCACACCAUUGCUGGAAGUGAUGGUGAAGCCGGUGUGAUGACGCUCUGCGUGGAGGAAUUAAUUAGGAAGAGUGGCAUCGUGGAGGUCUCGAUGGUGGAGGUGUACAUGGAGGCGGUGUAUGAUUUGCUAGAGGAGGGAAAAGUACGACAAAUCCGGCGACACCACGGGCCCCAUGGGCCGAUUAUUCUCGUGGAGAAUCUCUUCACCCGCACCGUAAUUUCCCGCGCGCAGUGGGAGGAGGUGGCGGAAUAUGGCAUGCGCUCCAGGCGUACUGCGGCCACGGACCGUAACCCUCGCAGCAGUCGCAGCCACGCCGUUUUCACCCUUAAAAGCAAGGCGGUGCGGGUUUGCUUUGUCGACUUGGCGGGAAGCGAGCGGCAAACCCUCUUUUCCCCACAGCUUAACAAGGAAAGUAUUAGCAUUAACAAAUCGCUAUCGCGCCUGAGUACGGUUCUGGAGGGGCUGAGCAUGCAGCACAUGAAGGAAGACCGCGGCCAAUCCUAUGUGAAUUUCAGGGAUACCGUGCUUACCGUACUACUACAGCGCUAUCUAUGCGGGUCAUCGCGGACGACCUUCCUGGCCUGCGUGCACCCUUCCCCCGACUUCUACAGCGAGACGCUGAGCACGCUGCGGUAUUCGCAACGCCUAAAGCGGAUCCGGACUUUUAUCCCGCAGCCCGGUGGGCCGGGUGAUGUGAGCGCUAUCGCUCCAAACGAGCACCAGGACCUCAUCGAGGAGUUAAUGCGAUUGCGUGGGCAAGUCCAAGAGGAGCGGGACAACACAAAACGGAUCGUCCAGACCCACCUUCACCGCAUUGCCGCAUUGGAGAAGAAACUUAAACAGCAAAUUUGUACUAGUCCCGUGUUAUUGAAUGACAACUCGGGGCAUCCGAUCAUGGGUGCCGAUAAUCUUAGCCGGGAUCAAGUUUUGAAGGCGAAAGAUGCCAAACGGGUAAUGGGGUGGCUGAUUAGCCGUAUCUUAGGAAGCUUACCGCGGAUUAUCGUGGGUUACGAUGAGUACUUUGAUGCUUUUUUUCCUCCGAAGAUUCAAGUGAUUGGGUAUCUGUCCAUCAUGGCGUGUUUGGCUCCUCGGGCACUGGGUGAUAACUCUCUAGUAUUUCUCGAUGUGUGCGACCUCUCAAUGGGUCUGUCAAUGGUAGAUGCAAGCAUUCCACCCUUUGUGCGUUUGCAUCGGGUACCCUGUCGGCAUUGUGCCGCAUGGGAUGGACAAGAAUUGGAUGAGCAAGGCCAUAUGCUUUAUAUUCUCGCGUUCUUUGAGAUCAAUGAGGAGGUCAUGAAGGUGAUCUCCGAGAAGGAUGAUCAGCUGAAAUGCUGUGGUGGCUACUUAUCCUCAGAGUCACUGUUGCCCGUUGCGGUCGUCUUGUGCGUAGCGACCUCUUCACCCUCACACGUGAAGGAGGCAGUGCUCCAGUGGCUUAUUACCUUGCAAAAGGAGCAAGAGGAGGCGGUAUGGCGUCGUGAGAGUACUUGUAGAAGUACCAGAGAUAAAGGCAUCCAACUUAAUAGCAGUUUCUUAGGUCACUCAGAAAAUAGGGACAAUGCUAACGCCAAGGUCGAUACAACCAACGUCAACAUCCUCAUGAGUCCCCAACCCAAGUCUCAGGACACUCAUCAUGCUAAAUAUUACGACAGUAGUAGUGUGUCCGGCAUUUUUUCAAACGAAAUACUAGAUCGGGAAGGUGAUAUGUCGAGGCCAGAGCACACAUUCGAAACGAAUGCACCUUCCCCCUUGAAAUCAUCAAACACGGCCACAUCCGAGAGUUCCGUCAAUAGUGGCAAUGGGACCAAACUUGCGUCACUCAUACCGAAUGGUGGUAUGCCCACAAAAAUUAAACUUGUUGGUUCUUCGGAUCCCAAAGCAAUGAAUCAAGAACCUUUGAGCAAUAAUAUCUCUCGGCAGUGCAGUCUUAAUAUACAAGCCAGUUCAGCAACGACUGUGAAUGAGACGCAUAUGCCCUCUAUAGAAGCUAUGAAUGAUAUUAUCAAACAGAAAACAACAAACUGGAGGACCUCCAGCCACGCUACUCCUUUGUGUGGCUCCAAUAAACACCCAAAAAAAAAAACGAUGACUUUUCCCAUCGCCACAAAAGCGCUGUAA